Molecule: messenger RNA, 1300 nt
Organism: Caenorhabditis angaria
Lineage: Eukaryota; Metazoa; Nematoda; Chromadorea; Rhabditida; Rhabditidae
Source: the annotation of a GenBank genome assembly
AUGGAUAUUUCUACACAGCUACAGUUGCUACAAAUGCAAGUUUUACCAAAUUUUGGUAAGUUUAUUUUCAAAGAUUUCAAAUAUCAAUUAUAAAUUUUCUUUACCAGAUUUUCAAAAUGAAUUAUGGAAUGCUAUCAAAGUUUUGAAUGAAUCUCAAAAAACAGUUAACAGUCAAUUUUCAAUUGAUAAUUUGUUAAAAGAAGAACCAAAGGUAAACAUCCUGCUUCUAUGCAACAAUUUUCUAAAUACCAACAAAUUUUCAGAUUCAAUUACCAGCUUCUUCAACAUCUCCAUCUUCUUCAAUUUCAUCAUCUUCUUAUACUUUAGAAUCUCUACAAAAUAUGGAUCGAAGAAGUUUGAAUAAAAAACAUUCGACAAAUCGAUGUGUUUGUGAUAUUUGUGGAAAAUCAUAUGCAACUUCGAGUAAUUUGAGUCGACAUAAACAGGUUUGAAAAACAACAACAAAAUAUGAAUUAAAAAUAAAUGCGGAAUAUUUUGCAGACACAUCGAUCACUUGAUAGUCCACACGCAAAACAAUGUCCACAUUGUGAUCGAGUUUAUGUUAGUAUGCCAGCUUUGAGGUAAGAAAUGGGUUACUGUAGAUUAUCAUGAGCUACAGUAAUUUCAAUAGUUUAAAUUCGGUGAUUUUUUUCUCAAAACAAAUUUCGAAAAUAAUACGCUUUAGAUUUUGAACACAGUAUUCAGAGUCAAAAUAGUUACACGAAAUUGGAUUCUCAGAAAAAAUGUUUCAAAUUAAAAAUUGUUCCCCUCAAUCUGAAACUAAUCCUUAUUUGACCUUUUAAGUCGUUGGUGAUGAGCCCAUGUUCUUCUUCUUAUUAUAUAAUUUAUGAGCUAUUUGAACAUACAGGUGACAAUUGCGCAAUAUUUCAAAUAUAUUAGAAGACAGGUGUGUCUUCUUUUCUUAUGAUAUUAGGCAAAUAAAUAAUUGUUAUUAAAAUCGGCUGGCAAUUAAUAAAAUACAACUUAUUUUACAGUAUGCACAUUCUAACACAUAAUGCAGCUCAUGAAUGUGAAAUUUGUGGAAAAAGAUUUUCACGUCUUUGGUUACUUCAAGGACAUCUUCGAUCACAUUCUGGAAUUCGACCAUUUUCUUGUGCACAUUGUGGAAAAAAUUUUGCCGAUCGAAGUAAUCUUCGAGCUCACAUUUUAACACAUACUGGUUAGUUAUAAUUAGAAAAAAUACCAUGAUAAUAUAAAAAGUUUAGGUGAUAAAAAAUUUGGAUGUGAAAAAUGUGGCCGUCGUUUCGCUCUUCGUGCUUAUCUUACUCGACACAUCUAA